AUUUUUACAUGUUAGAAAUUCGUGGCUUAUCCCCUUAAUGGAUGUAAAAGAGUGUCGUCAUAUUUUUAUUCUUAUUUUAAUCGACUUAAAUCGACCUUCUCCUGUCCUUGUUGGUAUUUCGAGUUAGUUAUGUACAACUGGCGCCAUUUGUCGAUGUUAAUUUCAGAUGUCAAAUAUUUAUUUAAUGUGAUUUGUUUUAAUGUAAUAUAAAAGUGUAUUGAUGCCCUAUGAGAAGCUGCAGCUUCAGAUGCCGCAGCUUCUAGAAUCAACUUCUAAUGUUACAUAAAUGUGAUGUAGAAAAGUAAGUUGAUAUCGAAUGUAAUUAUUAAGAAAGAUGAAGGUAAUUAUUCAGAAAUGUAAGGAAAAGUGGUGUCGUCCCCUUGUGCGGAGCAAACUGCUAAUAUGUCAGAUCGUCUAAACACUCAUACGAUAUACUUUUAUUUAAUUAUUUAUCGAAGUUCAAAUAUAAAACACUGUAGAGAAUAAGCAUAAAGUCCACAAAAUGUCUCUUGGUCGCGUGAUUUAAAAUAAUCGUAACGGGACGGCUUGAAGGUUUAGCUGGUUACUGCUGGUUAAUGCGUUCUGUAACACGUGAUGCUGCUCGCUCCCAUAGCGACCUUGAUUCACACACGUUGGUCAGUUCAAGAGUGAAAAAUGUUUAAUGUGAUUUAUGUAAUUAUAUAUCGCUUAUGUGAUAUAAUGAAAAGCUAUUUCGUGUCUAUUCAUCUAUAAUUAAACUGGUUGAUAUGGGAUUUAUAACGUAGGACAUUUCGUAGAGCGGUUUAUGUAAUUGUAAUGAUAAAAUAGUUCAACAUUCAAUAACUACGAGUUUAAAAGGGAGUGUAUUUCAAACAACAAACAACUUAAGCAUGUUAUUAAUAUAAUACUGUUUAUAAAGAUUGACUUUGCAUUGUAUUUUGUAGUGAGUCGAAUGAUGAGACGUGGCAGAGGAUUAAAUCCUCUCAAAGAUGCCAUACACCAUGUGAAAAUGGGGAAAGACAAAAACAUAAUAUCAGAGCGAUACACCAAAGGUCGGGGAGUAUUUGCAAAUACCCUUAUUGUAAAAGGUUCCUUCAUUCUUGAAUACAGAGGAACUUUAAUUGAGAAAGGGGAUUUUGAAGACAUUAAAUGAAUAUGCAUACUUUUUUAACCACCUAGGGCAUAACUACUGCAUUGAUGCCUCUUAUGAUAAUGGCUCACUCGGUCGACUUGUUAACGAUGAUGAGAAGCCAAAUGCAAAAAUGAGGAAAAUUCUAGAUGUUGAUGGAAAGCCACAUCUUUUUUUUGUUUGCAAUCAAGGACAUCGAUGCAGGUGAAGAAAUAUUAUACGAUUAUGGAGGACAUAACUUGCCAUGGCUUUCUCGCCAUGGACAGGAACAUUACAAGCACCUUCAUGAGCCCGUUGCUCCAACCAUGACAGCAUGUGACAUCAGGUCUCCUACAGAGCACCUUCAUGAGCCUGUCGGUCCAGCCAUGACUGCAUGUGACAUCAGGUCUCCUACAGAGCACCUUCAUGAGCCUGUCGGUCCAGCCAUGACGGCAUGUGACAUCAGGUCUCCUACAGAGCACCUUCAUGAGCCUGUCGCUCCAGCCAUGAGGGCAUGUGACAUCACAUCUCCUACAAAGCACCUUCAUGAGCCUGUCGGUCCAGCCAUGACGGCAUGUGACAUCAUGUCUCCUACAGAGCACCUUAAUGAGCCUGUCGCUCCAGCCAUUAGGGUAUGUGACAUCACAUCUCCUACAAAGCACCUUCAUGAGCCUGUCGCUCCAGCCAUGAGGGCAUGUGACAUCACAUCUCCUACAAAGCAUCUUCAUGAGCCUGUCGGUCCAGCCAUGACUGCAUGUGACAUCAGGUCUCCUACAGAGGACAUAACCGUUGGAUCCCAGCAGGAAUCCACAAGACCAGGCAGCGGUGAUGAUGAAAGAGGAAGAAAGAGAAAGAGAAAAGAGAAGAACGUUGGAGUGAGAAGGAGAGAGACAGCCAGAGUUUGCAAAGCACAUCAACUUGUCAAAGAGGAGAUGAAUUCGCUUGAAAAAUGUUCUGUUUGCUCUGGACCGUUUUCCCCACUGAAGUGGUGGGGGCUGAAAUGUAAAGGGCUUUUGGAAAGCAGGCCAUGUCCAAACACAUCAGAAGGACUAAAAGCUGACAGACAAAUCUCUGAAAACGAUGUCUCUAGCAGAGGAAGGCGGAUGCCCAAAAGGAGACCAUGGACGAAACCUGAGGUGAACGCUGUGAUGAGACACUUCAAAAUGCACAUCAGCAAAGCUCACUUGGCAACAAUGAGGGAGUGUGAGGUCUGCAAAAGGUGCGAGCAUCCGGUCCUUCAAAACCGGUCCGUCCAAAUAUACGUGAUUUUGUACGGAACCGAGGGCGAAAUUUUAAACACGUGGAAAAUUAAGUCGAAAUUUUAAUGUUCGUAGUCCAAGGGGCUAAUUAUCUGUUUGACACAUUUUAGUUCUACUCUUUUAACUUGUAAUUUUUUUGAUAAAAAUGUAUGUAUUUAUUAGUUUCAAAAUAGAAAUUUUAAGAAAACAUGUUUUAUUCUCCUGCUGGUAGUGUUGAUCAUUUUAGUUUAUAUGUUUAAUCUGAGGGACUAUAGACCUCUGUUGAUGUUUUUUUAACUUUAACAUUUGUGGUGUUUCAUGAAGUUGGGUUAUGUUUUUCAUUCCUGUCCCUGAAAGGCAAUGUUUUGUACCUGUCAAUGUACAAUAUUUGACAAUAUGUUGUUGAAGAUUCAACACUUGCAACAUUAUAAUAAAUUACUACUAAUUUGA
Molecule: messenger RNA, 2775 nt
Organism: Triplophysa dalaica
Lineage: Eukaryota; Metazoa; Chordata; Actinopteri; Cypriniformes; Nemacheilidae
Exons: 16
Coding region: 1258-2412 (384 amino acids)
Source: RefSeq, a predicted model, not a curated record